Messenger RNA from Dendrobium catenatum, 398 nucleotides. RefSeq lists its product as uncharacterized. The transcript is spliced from 3 exons. NCBI's taxonomy places the organism in Eukaryota, Viridiplantae, Streptophyta, Magnoliopsida, Asparagales, Orchidaceae. The record is from RefSeq and is a predicted model, not a curated record. Bases 33 to 398 code for a protein of 121 amino acids.
UUAUCUCUGCUUCCUCUUAGAGUGGCUCACUUAUGCUCUGCUGUGGUUGCGGAAUGGAGAAGAAGGCGAGGUGGGGGCAAUUUAUGGAUAAGAGGCAGAGGAGCGAUGGAGACAUAGCCGCUCGCUUGCGAAAAAAAGAUCAGCUGUGGAUGGUAGUGCGCAAUGGUGGGGCCCAGUUCCAGCAAGACCAUGUGAUGCGGAUGGGGCAAUGGAUGAUGAUGAUGAUGAUGAACAUGUCUUAUGUGCAUCAUACUGAUAUGGAUGGGGAUUCGAGGUGGAGUGUGGGGCCCGCUAGCCUGGCAAAGCAGGCUCUAGACUGCCAGGGGCCAACGGCUCUUUCGGGCAUUCCCAACACCAACGGUUAUAUUUCACCGUCGCCCGCGCCUUCUAACAAUUAA